Oryctolagus cuniculus (rabbit) is the source of this 2867-nucleotide messenger RNA. It is a transcript of the gene DVL1, whose product is annotated as dishevelled segment polarity protein 1. Gene Ontology annotation, cellular component: cytosol. The record is from RefSeq and is a predicted model, not a curated record. Gene Ontology annotation, biological process: canonical Wnt signaling pathway; intracellular signal transduction. Gene Ontology annotation, molecular function: frizzled binding. NCBI's taxonomy places the organism in Eukaryota, Metazoa, Chordata, Mammalia, Lagomorpha, Leporidae.
GCGGGGCGCAGGCCGGCGGGCGGGGAGCGCGCCCCGCGUCCGAGCCCCGGGCCGGGCCCUGAGCGCCGCGCGGGCCCCGCGCCGCCGCCGCCGCGCCAUGGCGGAGACCAAGAUCAUCUACCACAUGGACGAGGAGGAGACGCCGUACCUGGUCAAGCUGCCCGUGGCGCCCGAGCGCGUCACGCUGGCCGACUUCAAGAACGUGCUGAGCAACCGGCCCGUGCACGCCUACAAAUUCUUCUUCAAGUCCAUGGACCAGGACUUCGGGGUGGUCAAGGAGGAGAUUUCGGACGACAACGCCAGGCUGCCCUGCUUCAACGGCCGUGUGGUUUCUUGGCUGGUCCUGGCCGAGGGUGCCCACUCGGAUGCUGGGUCCCAGGGCGCUGACAGCCACACGGACCUGCCCCCGCCUCUGGAACGGACAGGCGGCAUUGGGGACUCCCGGCCCCCCUCCUUCCACCCAAAUGUGGCCAGCAGCCGUGAUGGGAUGGACAGUGAGACCGGCACAGAAUCCAUGGUCAGCCACCGGCGGGAGCGAGCCCGACGCCGGAACCGUGAGGAAGUCUCCCGGACUAACGGGCACCCCCGAGGAGACCGGCGCCGCGAGCUGGGGCUGCCCGCGGACAGCGCGUCCACCGUGCUGAGCAGCGAGCUGGAGUCCAGCAGCUUCGUGGACUCGGACGAGGACGGCAGCACGAGCCGGCUGAGCAGCUCCACGGAGCAGAGCACCUCGUCCCGGCUCAUCCGGAAGCACAAGCGGCGGCGGCGGAAGCAGCGCCUGCGGCAGACGGACCGGGCCUCCUCCUUCAGCAGCAUCACGGACUCCACCAUGUCGCUCAACAUCGUCACCGUCACGCUCAACAUGGAGCGCCACCACUUCCUGGGCAUCAGCAUCGUGGGCCAGAGCAACGACCGGGGGGACGGCGGCAUCUACAUCGGCUCCAUCAUGAAGGGGGGCGCCGUGGCUGCCGACGGCCGCAUCGAGCCGGGAGACAUGCUGCUGCAGGUGAAUGAUGUGAACUUCGAGAACAUGAGUAACGACGACGCGGUCCGGGUGCUGCGAGAAAUCGUGUCCCAGACGGGGCCCAUCAGCCUCACGGUGGCCAAGUGCUGGGACCCGACCCCCCGGAGCUACUUCACCAUCCCCAGGGCUGACCCCGUGCGGCCCAUCGACCCGGCUGCCUGGCUGUCCCACACGGCGGCGCUGACCGGAGCCCUGCCCCGCUACGGUACGAGCCCCUGCUCCAGCGCCGUCACGCGCACCAGCUGCUCCUCACUAACCAGCUCGGUGCCUGGCGCUCCACAGCUGCAGGAGGCGCCCCUGACGGUGAAGAGCGACAUGGGCGCCAUCGUCCGCGUCAUGCAGCUGCCGGACUCAGGCCUGGAGAUCCGGGACCGCAUGUGGCUCAAGAUCACCAUAGCCAACGCCGUCAUCGGGGCUGACGUGGUGGACUGGCUGUACGCGCACGUGGACGGCUUCAGGGAGCGCCGCGAGGCCCGCAAGUACGCCAGCAGCAUGCUGCGGCGCGGCUUCCUGCGGCACACGGUGAACAAGGUCACCUUCUCGGAGCAGUGCUACUACGUCUUCGGGGACCUGUGCAGCAACCUCGCCGCCCUGAACCUCAACAGCAGCCCCGGCGGCGGUGCCUCGGACCAGGACACGCUGGCCCCGCUGCCCCACCUGGCUGCCCCCUGGCCCCUGGGGCAGGGCUACCCCUACCAGUACCCGGGCCCCCCGCCCUGCUUCCCACCCGCCUACCAGGACCCCGGCUUCAGCUACGGCAGCGGCAGCGCCGGCAGUCAGCAGAGUGAAGGGAGCAAGAGCAGUGGGGGGUCCACCCAGAGCAGCCGUCGGGCCCCAGGCCGGGAGAAGGAGCGUCGGGCGGCCGGAGCCGGUGGCAGCGGGAGCGAGUCGGACCACACGGCACCGAGUGGGGUGGGCAGCAGCAGCUGGCGAGAGCGCCCGGGCAGCCAGGCCUCUGCGGCCGCCCCGGGGCUACCCCCACCGCACCCCCUGACAAAGGCCUGUGCGGUGGCCGGGGGGCCGCCCGGGGGGCCCCCUGUGCGGGAGCUGGCUGCCGUGCCCCCGGAGCUGACGGGCAGCCGCCAGUCCUUCCAAAAGGCCAUGGGGAACCCCUGCGAGUUCUUUGUGGACAUCAUGUGACAGGGGCAGUGCCUGUGGCCUUGCCUUAGCGUGGCCGGCUGGGGCGGGUGGGCCGUGGGAGCGGGCAGGUGGUGAGGUGCCAUGGCAGCCAGACCAGCACCAUCAGAUCUGGUGGCCUGUCCACCCCGGGGUCUCCAGGUGUGCAGCGGCUGUGUCCAUGCAGACCUCUGUCGGGGGAGGCCUGGUGGUCCCUGCUCAGGGACCCUGCCCCCGCCACUGUGUGGAUGUGACCUCCCUCCAGCCUGGGCCCCGCGUCCCCUCCCUGACCACGUGCACGGGCCUCUGCGGCCGGCCGAAACCCAAUUCCCAGGCCCCUCUGGGGCCGCCCACGGGAGGGGCCUAAUUUAUUUAUUUAUUGCCCGGCCUGCUGCCCCCAUCUGCACAGUGGAGCAGUGUUCAUACUCUCCCCAGGGCCGAGUCUGAAAGUGGAAUGGGGGGGCAGAGAGGGGCCGGGCACUCCCACACCUCGCCUCGGCGGUGGGAGGGCGGGGCAUGGGACCCCAGGGUCGGGGGCACAGCUGGAGACAGGAGGCCACCCUGGCUGUCCCCGGUGUCCGCCCGCACACAGGCCACCUGGCGUCUGCAGCCCCCGCGCCUCUGCACUGUAGAUGCCGGAUCCGUCCAGCGGCUGGACGGUUCACAUAGCUGCUUCUGUGUAAAUGCUAUUUUAAACACUAAAAAGCAUUUAAUUUUAUGAGACUGA